This is a messenger RNA of Trichomycterus rosablanca, 2149 nucleotides long. RefSeq names its product poly (ADP-ribose) polymerase family, member 16 (gene parp16). Lineage: Eukaryota; Metazoa; Chordata; Actinopteri; Siluriformes; Trichomycteridae. The transcript is spliced from 7 exons. Gene Ontology annotation, cellular component: membrane; nuclear envelope; endoplasmic reticulum tubular network. Bases 177 to 1253 code for a protein of 358 amino acids. Gene Ontology annotation, biological process: endoplasmic reticulum unfolded protein response. Gene Ontology annotation, molecular function: NAD+ poly-ADP-ribosyltransferase activity; kinase binding; protein serine/threonine kinase activator activity. The record is from RefSeq and is a predicted model, not a curated record.
UGAACCGGCAACCUUAUGAUUACUAGUCCAGUACCUUAACCACUUAGCUACCACUGCACUUGUUCUCCCAUUAGUAAUGCAGAUCCUGGUCCCCCAAGUUUUCUUACUAGUUUUCUAACUAAUCCAUUUAUUGGCACUCUGGUAAUUCAAAUAACUGCACCUAAGAUUUCAAUUUAAUGUCAGGUUGUAUGACACAAGAACAGUUCUGUACAGGACAACUGCUGACCCAAAAACAGGACUUUCGGACAAAACCAGAUGUGUUGGGGAUGCAGCCACCUCUACCACCAGCCACAGUCAGAGAGCUGGUGCGCUCCCAUCUCCAUGUUGACCCUGUAGCUGCAGAUUUGCGCUGUAGUCUUUUUGUAGCUGCAGUACAGAACUACAAACGUGAUUCUGUGCUGAGACCAUUCCCGCCUCAAUAUCUGAGAGGGGAAAUUAAGGAUUUUGAGGAGUUGCAGAAGGAUGUGAGCUCCUUACCUAGCGUAAGAGACCUGGUUCGACUGGGAUCUGGAGAGGCAGACCAUCAUCUUGCACUAGUACACUGGGUUCUAUCUACCAAGAAUUUUGCUGUGAAGACCAUCCAAAAAGAAGAAUGGUCCAGACUCUGUCAACUGAUGCAAAAUGGUGGGGUCUCAUCGCCUGUGCCAGACUUCCUUUUUGAGCUGGAAUACUGUGAACAGAUAAACUCCAAGUUUGAGAAAACGAGGGGUGGACGGGACAUUAUCUAUGCAUUUCAUGGCAGCCGAUUGGAAAAUUUCCACUCCAUAAUUCACAAUGGUUUACACUGCCAUCUAAAUAAGACAUCACUCUUUGGAGAAGGCACUUACCUCACCAGUGAUCUUAGUAUGGCUUUCCUUUAUAGUCCCAAUGGAAAUGGGUGGUCUGAGAGUGUCCUUGGGCCUGUACUGAGCUGUAUUGCUCUGUGUGAGAUCAUUGAUCAUCCAGAUGUCAAGUGUCAGGUAAAAAAUAAAGACUCUGAGGGCAUUGACCGCAAGCGUUUGAGAGCAAGGAAUAGUGAGGGAGGAGAUGUGCCGGAGAAGUACUUUGUUGUCACCAAUAAUGAACUACUAAGAGUGAAGUACUUGCUGGUUUACUCUGAGAAACGCUACAGGACCAGACAUGCUCAAGGAUCAUCAUGGAUGGUCCGACAUCAUUUUGCCAUUAUGAUGGGUCUCUACCUUUUACUCCUCAUACUCAUCGGUGCCUUCAACUCCACUACAUUUCAGUCAUUUUGGCAUCGAGUGUUCCGGUGAACCAGGCUCGGGUCACAUUUGCCAUUUGUCUUUUUCUAAAAAGUGCCUUUUUAGUUGAUUCACAUUAUUUCAACACCUGCAGUGAAGAAAACGCUCAGGAAUCUCUGAAAAGGUUAUUCCAUCCUUGCUGUGUAUCAAUUGUACUGACAGUACACAUCAUUUUAUUAAAUUUUUACUAGGAAUUUAUUAGUACAUACAUUUUUAAAAUCAACAUUUAAUUCAUUAUGAGAACUUGUAUGUCUAUAGGAAUGGAAGCCUUCCUGUCCAGACCAGGGGCUUUUGUAUCAUUGUAGCAAAACACAAAUGUUUUGUGUGUUGUUCUUAUGUACAAUGAUGGUAUUUGCUGUACAACCAAAUAAUAUGGGACAACGUGCUUGUCUGUUACUCAGUGCAUGGUUUUCGAGUCAGACAUUGCCAAGUCCUGUAGCUGCUAUUAUGCUUAUCAUAGGGAACCACUGAUUAACCAACACUUGCUUUAGUCUUUGUAGUGCUGACUAUCAUUUUUUUAUAGGAACUCAUUCAUGUAGGAAGUUCUGUUUCAGUUCAUGCUUUACACAAAAACAAUAUACAACCAUAAUGAAUAUCAUUUUUUAGAUGACUAAAAAUGACUAGUUAAAAGGUCUUAAUAUAUCUCUACAUUAAAAAAACCAAUAGCACUGUAACCUAAGACCAAAUUUGGGGGGUAGAUUGCCAGCUAUUCCAUGUACGGCUGAUUAUCAACAUGGUGGUGUUAUAUACUGAUUUUAUUUCCUAAACAAAAAGGUUUCUAAUUGUCAAUUAUGUUGUAUCAUUUGAUCAUUGAAUAUAUGUACAGGUCCAUGACCGCCAAGCUAUUUUGCUUUGGUUAAGCCUAAGAUAGUUUACACCCGAGUCAAUAAACACAAACAUUUUAACAA